AUAAAGCAGAAUUAUUACAGUUAGCCAACGUGAGCUAAAACCCUUAUUUUGCAUUCAAUUACGCUUGAUUCUCAAUAUGCACGUUUUACUUCUUUUAACCACUGGUUUAGUGGCAAUUUGCUCAGGACAAAAACAUACAAUACCACCAUCAUCACCGAUACUUUGUUUUUGUCCAGAAUAUUGUCCCAUCAUUACCAUAUGCCCUUACGGCCUAGAACUAGGAUAUUCUGGCCCUUGUCGGUGUUGUCAAGAUUGCGUCAUUCCUAAAAACGGACAAUGUCCUUAUUAUGUCUUACUACCCUCUUCUACUCCAAUCGAUUCAGUUUCUUGCGAAGAUGGCACCAAAUGUUGUAAUGCAAUUUGUACUAAUGAUGUUUGUGAAACUGAUUCAACAACAGAAAAAAACUAAUUGUUUGUGUAUAAAAUUUAAUAAUAAUUAUAUGAUUAUUUAUUACUAGUCAAGACAAUCUCUUUUACAAUUCUUAUCACAUUUCUGAUUCUUGCAACAUUGUAAAUCUGGUCCGCAAGUCACAGUCCCAUUGUCAUCCUUAUAACAAUCGUCGCCAAUUUCUAAAUCAAAAUUGUUUAUAAACAUUUAACAAAAUUAAAUAUUUAAUACAUACUGGGUGUAACGCAUUCGAAACAACAUCCACAAUAUCCCCUGCCUGAAGCCAAAAUGGUACCACAAGGACAAGGAGUAACAUUCAAGCAUAACGUAGCAGCACAAGUCCAAGGUUUACAUUCGGUUUCAGCAUUAUUAAUUUUUACUAUUAUUGUUACUAACAAUAAAAUAAUUUGCAAUUUACUCAUGUUGCUUUUGACAAUAUACUGAUUAAAUUUUGAUUCUCGUGCUGUAUUUAUAAUUAGCUUGCUUAUUCAAAACCAUUGACGCAGUGUCAGGAAUUUCCAUUUUUAUUGUAUUGAUGUCAGAGCCCUGUGCUUUGCGAUAAAUAUUUGUUUUUAUUUAAAAUCGCACCACUUGGGUUAUCAGAGUAAGUAAUUAUGCCCCAUAUAGGUAAAUAGAGUUUUUCAUAUUGAAUUAUUUAUUAAAUGUAACUAUAUCUACCAAAUUUUCCUGUAAUAAUAAUUAUUAUAAACCUUUUUAGUUUAAUGUUAUUAUCUAUAUGCACAUAUGCGCAUCUAAAAAUUACUAUAUAAACAAUAAACUUCAAGUUUCAUUAAAAUGUCUCCAACAAUAAGAGUAAUAAUUGUUUUUGUAGUUCUCUUUGCAAAGUACUUGCAAGUUGAACUAAUUGCAUGUCCGCCUGGUUUUUGCAAGGAACACCCUUGCAAAAGCCCUACUUCCUGCCCCCCAGGGCAAGUCAUGAGAUUUUCGUUUUGCGGAUGCUGCCUUAAAUGUGUUCCAGAAAUUCCUGCUGACGGUCCUUGUCUGGCAUUAAGAGGCCUUCCACCGCCUGCAUGCGUACCUGGAACAUUCUGCUGCAAUGGCAAAUGCCUAUCUAAUUGUGGAUAAUAUUAAUAAAGGAAAGCUUUAAACUAUGUAAAACUUGAAAAGCAUAAUAAUAAUAUACCUACUGAGGAUUAUGGAAAAAAAAAUAUUUCAAAAAAAAAAAACUGAUUGUUUCAAUUGCAUUUGUACCCUCUAUUUAUUAUUUAUUUCGAUGUAGUUAAAAAUAGUUUCUUUUUUACAAUUAUAGAGAAUAGAAGAGAACUCCAAGACUUAGGACAAGAAACUUUGAAAACCAGAACUCUUA
This is a messenger RNA of Ceutorhynchus assimilis (cabbage seed weevil), 1715 nucleotides long. Lineage: Eukaryota; Metazoa; Arthropoda; Insecta; Coleoptera; Curculionidae. The record is from the annotation of a GenBank genome assembly.